AUGCUGGGGCAGAACCAGAUAGCGAAGGGAGAACGUGAUGGGGCCGAGAAGCCCAGCUCCCCUGCGGGACAGCGCUGCUUCAGGACUUUGGCCCCUUGUGCCCUCCUGCCGGCUUUGCUGGCCAUGCUGUCUGUGAUGGCCUGCCUUUACCUGGGGGUGAAAACCAACGACCUGCAGGCGAGGAUCUCAGCCAUCGAGGCUGCCAAAGGGGAGCUGCCCUAUCAGUUCCUGCCGACGUCCCUAGAUCAGCUGGAAGCGAUGAUGCAAGAAAAAAUGGAACGACUUCUGGCUCAGAAAUCCUAUGAGCAUUUGGCUAAAGUAAGAAUCGCCAGAGAAUCACCUCUAGAGUGUAACUGUCCAGCAGGUCCUCCUGGGAAACGUGGUAAGAGGGGCAGAAGAGGAGAAUCUGCCGAGGAAUUGAUGUUCAGAAGUUUAAGAGGUUUGAAUGAACUCAGAUCGGCUUCAAGUAGAGCAGCCUUUCCACCUGCCUGGAGUAAUGAUCGUGAUGGUAGUGAUGGGGAUGGUUGUGGAGAUGAUAGUAACUGUGAAAAGGAUGACACUGAUAAAGAAGAGGCCAGUGCUAGUGGUGGUGAAGAUGAUGAUAAGCAGGGCUUGAUGAAUGUAGAGGGUCUGCCAGGCUUCCCCACAGUUGCGGCUCUGCACAGUAAUCAGAUCCUCACGGUCAAGGGUGACCAAGGACAAGCUGGCCCUCCUGGACCCCCUGGCCCACCAGGACCCAGAGGUCCCCCAGGGGACACAGGGAAAGAUGGUCCCCGUGGGAUGCCAGGAGUACCCGGUGAACCAGGCAAACCAGGAGAACAAGGCUUAAUGGGACCUCAGGGGCCUCCAGGACAAAAGGGUUCUAUUGGAGCACCUGGCACUCCAGGGAUGGAUGGGAAAAUGGGUGAACCCGGCUUACCUGGAAUAGCGGGAGAGAAUGGAACACCUGGACUUAAGGGCGAUCCUGGAGAGCGAGGAGAAAAGGGAGAUGCUGGAGACAGUGGACCCAAAGGUGACGUGGGUGAAAAGGGUGACCCUGGAUCUUCUGCUGCAGGAAUUAAGGGAGAACCUGGAGAAUCUGGUCGUCCAGGGCAAAAGGGUGAACCAGGGCUGCCUGGGCUGCCUGGACUUCCGGGGAUAAAGGGAGAGCCAGGUUUCAUUGGUCCACAGGGAGAACCAGGGUUACCAGGGUUACCAGGAACAAAGGGUGAGCGUGGAGAGGCUGGGUCUCCUGGGAGAGGUGAGCGAGGCGAACCUGGAGCUCCUGGACAAAAGGGUGAUCAUGGAGACAAAGGUGACUCUGGAGUUAUGGGACCAAGGGGUCCACCUGGGCAAAAGGGAGAUCCAGGAGCAACUGAAAUCAUCGACUACAAUGGCAAUAUUCAUGAGGCUUUGCAGGGACCCCCAGGACCUCCUGGACCACAAGGAUUGCAGGGGACGAAGGGUGAGCCAGGAUCUCCCGGAACACCAGGAGUUGAUGGAGAACAGGGUCCUAAAGGCUCAAAGGGAGACAUGGGGGAUUCAGGCCAGCCAGGUGAAAAGGGAGGAAUUGGACUUCCUGGAUUACCGGGUGCCAAUGGCAUGAAAGGAGAAAAAGGAGACUCUGGUUUACCGGGACCUCAGGGACCUUCUAUCAUUGGCCCACCAGGCCCACCAGGCCCCCAUGGCCCACCAGGUCCCAUGGGACCCCAUGGACUUCCUGGGCCAAAGGGUGAACCAGGGUUAAAUGGUCUUAAAGGAUUGAAGGGUGAACCAGGUCAAAAGGGUGACAGAGGACCCCUUGGUCUUCCAGGAGCAUCUGGCUUAGACGGAAAGCCAGGAUCCCGGGGUACAGAUGGCCCAAUUGGACCCCAUGGCCCUGCAGGUCCUAAAGGAGAAAGAGGUGAAAAAGGAACUGUGGGAGAGCCUGGACCCAGAGGACCUUAUGGUUUGCCUGGUUUCCCUGGUCCUCGAGGAGAGAAAGGAGACUUAGGAGAGAAGGGAGAAAAGGUGACGUCCAUGCUGCUAGCAUUUGUUUCACUUUCUUUAAUCUUGAUCCAUCCCAUUCCUUCUUGUUUUCCCACCUCCAUAACUAUCUUAUAUGCUUACUCGUUUCCUCAUCCUGUGUGCCAAAAAUAA
Messenger RNA from Gracilinanus agilis (Agile Gracile Mouse Opossum), 2118 nucleotides. It is a transcript of the gene COL25A1, whose product is annotated as collagen type XXV alpha 1 chain. The record is from RefSeq and is a predicted model, not a curated record. The coding region runs from base 1 to 2118 and encodes 705 amino acids. The transcript has 30 exons. NCBI's taxonomy places the organism in Eukaryota, Metazoa, Chordata, Mammalia, Didelphimorphia, Didelphidae.